Molecule: messenger RNA, 1505 nt
Organism: Neltuma alba
Lineage: Eukaryota; Viridiplantae; Streptophyta; Magnoliopsida; Fabales; Fabaceae
Product: fructose-1,6-bisphosphatase, chloroplastic-like
Biological process (GO): fructose 1,6-bisphosphate metabolic process; sucrose biosynthetic process; gluconeogenesis
Cellular component (GO): cytosol; cytoplasm
Molecular function (GO): fructose 1,6-bisphosphate 1-phosphatase activity
Source: RefSeq, a predicted model, not a curated record
AAAUCAACACACUAACUCAGUACCAGACCAAGCUCAAAAAUCUUCACAAAAAAAGGAAAAAGAAGAAUCCCGAAGAAGAAGAAGAGAAGAAGCCAUAACAAUGGUUGCCGUAGCAGCAGCGACAGCAUACUCACACUUGGUUUUCUCAAAAUCCGCUUCUUCUUCUUCUUCUUCUUCUUUGUCCUCCUCUGUUUCUCCCACUCGUCUCUGCCCCUUGCAGUUAUGCGUCUUCGACCCAAAAUCAGAUCUUUCUGCUUCAAAUCACAGCAGCGGCAGGAAGAAUCAAGUGGGUAGUGGCGGAUUCAGAUGUACGGCGGAGUCCGGUCCGGCGGCGGAGGCGACGGCGGGGACGAAGAAGAAGAGCGGGUAUGAGAUUGAGACGCUGACGGGGUGGCUGCUGAAGCAAGAGGUGGCAGGGGUGAUUGACGCAGAGCUGACGAUAGUGUUGUCGAGCAUAUCAAUGGCAUGCAAGCAAAUAGCGUCUCUGGUUCAGAGAGCCAACAUAUCGAACCUCACAGGGAUUCAGGGCGCCACAAAUGUGCAAGGAGAAGAUCAGAAGAAAUUGGACGUCGUCUCCAACGAGGUAUUCUCGAAUUGCCUGAGAUCAAGUGGGAGGACAGGGAUAAUAGCAUCAGAGGAAGAGGACGUGCCAGUGGCAGUGGAAGAGAGCUAUUCAGGAAACUACAUUGUCGUCUUCGAUCCUCUCGAUGGUUCUUCCAACAUUGAUGCUGCCGUCUCCACGGGCUCCAUCUUCGGCAUCUACAGCCCCAACGACGAGUGCCUCGCCGACAUCGACGAAGACUCCACCCUGGGCACAGCAGAACAAAGAUGCGUAGUGAACGUGUGCCAACCAGGUAGCAACCUGUUAGCAGCAGGAUACUGCAUGUACUCAAGCUCCAUCAUCUUCGUCCUCACACUGGGACAAGGAGUGUUUGGUUUUACGUUGGAUCCCAUGUACGGCGAAUUUGUUCUAACACAAGAGAACAUUCAGAUCCCAAAAGCUGGCAAAAUCUAUGCCUUCAAUGAAGGGAACUACCAGCUGUGGGAUGACAAGUUGAAGAAGUACAUAGACGAUUUGAAGGACCCUGGUCCUUCAGGGAAACCCUAUUCGGCAAGGUACAUUGGCAGCUUGGUAGGAGACUUCCAUAGGACUUUGCUAUAUGGAGGCAUUUAUGGGUAUCCAAGAGACAAGAAGAGCAAGAAUGGGAAGCUGAGGUUGCUCUAUGAGUGUGCUCCUAUGAGCUUCAUUGUAGAGCAGGCUGGUGGCAAAGGUUCUGAUGGCCACAAGAGAAUACUUGACAUUGAACCUCAGGAAGUCCAUCAGCGCGUUCCGCUGUACAUCGGGAGCAAAGAAGAGGUGGAGAAGGUGGAGAAGUAUUUAGCUUAAUUCAUAUAUGUCUUGUUUAUCAUCAUUAUAUGCUGAACCCAAACCUUGUAAAGCAAUGUUCACUCAAAAAGUGUUUUUGAAGGAUGAAUUUACGUGUCUACCUUAUUUCAUUCUUUAA